CAUAGUACACACAAUGUAAAAGGAUUUCCCGAUGUCUCCUUAUAUUUUGUCCAAACAUCGGACAAUCAAAGUACUUAAUCCGUUAUGUAUUGGUGAUUAUUAUGCAAUGGCUCUAUAAUCAGACAAACCAGGGGUCGCCAAAAAAUCCCUAUGAGGCUGAUAGAGAGCCAGGAUGAUCUAUAUGCGACCUUCUCAAAACGCCGUCUAGGUCUAUAUAAGAAGGCGAGCGAGCUUAGCACACUUUGUGGUGUCGACAUAGGAAUAAUCAUCUUUUCCCCCACCAACAACCCUUACUCGUUCUUCCAUCCAUCCAUGGAGUCUGUGAUCGAAAGAUAUAGGAAUCCUGAUCAGCCGCCGAACGACUUAGCAAGAAUCGUGGAGGGUCACACACGGACCAGAAUUGAGCAACUCAACAAGCGAUUGGACGAGAUAUUAGAUAUGAAAGAGCAAAUAAAAGAACGAGAAAAGUACCUAGACGAGGUCGACAAAACUCGACCCAGAGGAUGGUGGGAACAACCCAUCGAGAGUCUGAACGCCCAACAAGUCCAAGAGUGGAAAGAAUGGUUUGGCAAUUUCCAUGCUCAAGUGACCAGUCGAAUCGAGGAAUUGACAAAUGGGGGUUCGGGUUCAUUGGAGAAUGCUCCAAUUUUCCCGGAUCCACCUAGUUCUAGUACUACAGCUGUUCCUAGUAUGUUUCCUCCAAACUAUGUUCCUCCUGCAGACACAUCAUCUGCACUAGGUGAUGGGAUUGCUGAAGUUGAUCAAUUUUCUGGCCAAUAUUAUUAUGCUCCUCCACAGGGUCAGGAUCCAUUUGUUGUUGGCUCCAAUCAGUUCUAUGAUCCUCCACAAUGCCAGGGUCCUAAUUCUGGUACAAAUCAAUACCUUAGCCUAUCAGAAGCUCCGAAUCCAUCUGGAACUGGGUCAAGCCAAUACUAUGGACCUCCAUCGAUUCAAAACCCAUCUGGUGCUGGGCCUAGUCUGUAUUAUGGACCUCCAUCAGUUCAGAACCCAUCUGGUCCUGGGCCUAGUCAGUACUAUGGGCUUCCAUUGAGUCAGAAUCCACCUGCUGCUGGGUCUAAUAAAUACUAUGAGCCUCCACAAGCUCAGGAUCCAUCUGGUACUGGACCUAAUCAAUACUAUGGGCCUCCAUUAGCUCCGACUCCAUCUGUUUUUGGGCUUAGCCAAUUCUAUGGGCUUCAGCAAGGUCAAGAUCCAUCAAAUAUUGGCCCAAACCAAUUCAACGUGCCUCUAUCAACAAAGAAUCCAUCAGGUGUUGGGCCUAACCAAUUCUAUGGGCCUCCACCAGGUCAGGAUCCAUUUGGUAUUGGGCCUAGCCAAUUUUACAGGCCUCCACUGGGUCAAGAUUCAUCAGGUAUUAGGCCUAGAAGGUUUUAUAAUGCUCAACAGGGUCGGGAUCCAUCUGCUACUGGUGGGACUAAAGAGGCUGGUACUUCUAAUCAAGAGGACAGUGAUCUUUAGUUUAAUUUUCAACUGUCGAGUUAUUUUUUUUAUUUGAAAGGGGUAUUUGUAAUUUCACAAAUAAUAAGGAGAGUCCAUAUUUAUGUCAAACUUCAAAGAAUUAUAAGUACAUCUUUUGAGGUGGUCAAAUAUAACGUAUCCAAUGAGUCGUCCUGUUAGUUUAAUUGAAGUAGUCCAAAUAUUGUGGAAUAACAAGUUUGCUAAUUCCUGGCACAAGUCGGAAAUGUUGU
Sesamum indicum (sesame) is the source of this 1709-nucleotide messenger RNA. RefSeq lists its product as uncharacterized. The record is from RefSeq and is a predicted model, not a curated record. Gene Ontology annotation, molecular function: RNA polymerase II cis-regulatory region sequence-specific DNA binding; protein dimerization activity; DNA-binding transcription factor activity, RNA polymerase II-specific. Lineage: Eukaryota; Viridiplantae; Streptophyta; Magnoliopsida; Lamiales; Pedaliaceae. Gene Ontology annotation, biological process: positive regulation of transcription by RNA polymerase II.